Zingiber officinale is the source of this 766-nucleotide messenger RNA. RefSeq names its product 24-methylenesterol C-methyltransferase 2-like. Bases 1 to 507 code for a protein of 168 amino acids. The record is from RefSeq and is a predicted model, not a curated record. Lineage: Eukaryota; Viridiplantae; Streptophyta; Magnoliopsida; Zingiberales; Zingiberaceae. The transcript has 3 exons.
AUGGUAAGUGAACUCCCUCCCGAGUUACCAUUUGAAAGACGAGCAAUAGAUCUCUGGACGGCGGCGGUCGUCAGCGCUAUCACGGUCUACUGGUUCGUGUGGGUGAUGAGCUCGGCGGAAGUGAAAGGUAAGCGGGCAGUGAACCUUAAGAUGGGAUCGAUCAUGCAGGAUAAGGUGCAGGACAAGUACAAGCAGUACUGGUCCUUCUUUCUCCGCUCUAAGGAGGGCAUUGUCGCCGCGUCCGAUGACGAUAACGUCCCUGCCUUCAUCGACACCUUCUACAACCUCGUCACAGACAUCUACGAGUGGGGAUGGGGGCAGUCCUUCCACUUCUCGCCCUCACUUCCCGGCCGCUCCCACCGGGAAGCCACACGCAUCCACGAGGAGCCCGCCGCUGAUCUGAGAGAUGGGGAUCUCAUCUCUCAGAGAAGCCAGAGAAGCCACCGCAGCGAUCUAGCAAUCGAAGGCUCGCCUUCUCCAUUAACGAUGUGCGACGAGUCGCCUUAGGGCUUCAAAGGCCUCCUGAUCGGUCUAAUCUUGUUCAAUCCGAUGCCAAUCUCUCGUCGAUGGAGGACCAGCUUGGGGAUGGGUCGGCGCCUAGUUCCAGUCCCAUGUUGCUGAAGGCUAAAACAGUCCUUCCUGAAAAAUACGAGUUGCUGUGUGAAUUUUUCAAUGCCAUGGAGGCCUCCAUUCGUUUACAUAGGCUAAAAGGGGCAUCGAUGCUUACCUUUUCCAACGUCUGCAACACUAUGCAACAUUUGACAGA